GCCGGCCCCGCCCCCGGCCGGCCCCGCCCCCCGGCCCCUGGCGACGGCGGAGGCGACCGUUGCUUGCGCGCGCGGGCCGAGCGGAUCGCGGCCGGGGAGCGAGCGGCCGGGCAUUGUUUCCAGGAGAACCAUGGUAGCUCCCAGCACUCCCUGCACCACGGAUCCGCCGGCACCGUGAACUAUGUGGCUGGUCCUGGCCGCGCAGCGCCAUGUACAGAGCGGGGGACCCGGGGGAGCGGCCGCUGCUGGGGACGGCGCCCGCGCGCGUGCGCAGCGUGGAGGUGGCCCGAGGACGCGCGGGGUAUGGGUUCACGCUCUCGGGGCAGGCGCCCUGUGUGCUCAGCGGUGUGAUGAGGGGCAGCCCCGCGGAUUUCGUGGGCCUCCGCGCUGGCGACCAGAUAUUUGCAGUCAACGAAAUCAACGUGAAGAAAGCGUCCCAUGAAGACGUGGUGAAGUUAAUCGGGAAAUGCUCUGGGGUGCUGCACAUGGUGAUCGGGGAGGGCAUCGGCCACCUGGAGUCCUGCUCCAGUGACGAAGAGGUUGGGUUUUAUGAAGGGAAAGCCUGGCUGAAGCCUAAACUCGAUUCUAAGGCAUUAGGUAUAAACAGAGCAGAGAGGGUCGUUGAGGAAAUGCAGUCCGGAGGGAUUUUCAACAUGAUCUUUGAAAACCCUGGUCUUCGAGCAAGCGGUUCGGAGCCCUUGAAGUUGAAACAAAGAUCCCUUUCGGAGUCGGCUGCCGGGCGAUUUGACCUCGGACAUGAAGAUGUAAAUAAUCUGAACGCCCACCUGCUUCCCAAGGAGGAGAUACCGAAAGUGGGGAACGAUGAUUCUGUGUUCAGCGUAGGGCUGGAGACUCAAGAAGACUUUGGGUUGGAUGCCAGCAUUUUAAACGUGGCCAUGGUCGUGGGCUACUUGGGUUCCAUCGAGCUGCCCUCCACCGGCUGCAGCCUGGAGUCGGACAGCGUGCAGGCCAUCCGGGGCUGCCUGCGGCGCCUGCGGGCCGAGCAGAAGAUCCACUCACUGGUGGCCAUGAAGAUCUUGCACGACGGCGUGCAGCUCUGCACGGACGGGGCCGCCAUCCUGGCCCGGUACCCGGCUGAGAGGCUGGCGUUCAGCGCCGUGUGCCCGGACGACAGGAGGUUUUUCGGGCUGGUGACCGUGCAGGCGAGCGACGACGGGAGCCUGGCGCAGGGGGAGGAGGGCGUCCUGCGGACAUCCUGCCACGUGUUCAUGGUGGACCCGGACCUGUUCAGUCACAAGAUCCACCAGGGCAUCGCCCGGCGCUUCGGCUUUGAGUGCACGGCCGACCCCGACACCAACGGCUGCCUGGAGUUCCCCGCGUCCUCGCUCCCGGUGCUGCAGUUCAUCUCCGUGCUCUACCGGGACAUGGGCGAGCUGAUCGAGGGCGUGCGGGCCCGGGCCUUCGCGGACGGGGACGCGGACGCGCACCAGAACACCAGCACCAGCAGCAACAGUGACAGCGGCAUCGGGAACUUCACGCACGAGGACAGAAGCAGCCGCGUGCUCGUGGUCGACCUGGGCGCCGGCUCGAGCAGGCACGGCCCCGGCAGCGGCGCCUGGGAGGGCGUGGGCGGGAGGGGCCCCCAGCCCUGGGCCGCCCCCUGGAACGGGGCCUUCUGCCACGACCCCGAGGGGGCCGCGUUCGAGGCCGCUCCGCAGGCCGACAGGUGCCGGGACCUCGGCAAGCACCUGGGGCCCGCUCCUCACGUGGAAGGCCCCCCGGCCUCCCUGAGGUGCUCGAUCCCUCCUGCCAAGAGGGGCGCGGCGGGCCCGGGCGGUGGCUCCGGCCAGCGCUGGCUCCCAGUUCACGUCCUGCAGGAGUGGCAGUGCGGCCACGCCAGCGACCAGGAGUCUUACACGGACUCCACCGACGGCUGGUCCAGCGUCAACUGCGGCACGCUGCCCCCGCCCAUGAGCAAGAUCCCCGCCGACCGCUACCGGGUGGAGGGCAGCCCCGCGCAGCCCCCGCCCAGCGCCCAGAAGAGGGACUGGGCCAGGAAGGCUCUCGGGAUGCAGAACAUUUUCGGUCCCCAUCGCAAUGUUAGAAAGACUAAGGAGGACAAAAAGGGCUCGAGGCUGGGCCGGGGCGCUGCACUCGUUCCGCCUGCCCCACGCGCCACUGCCCGCAGGUCCUUCGGGAGGUCCAGGAGGCUGAGCAUCACACGCUCCCUCGAUGAUCUUGAGUCUGCAACUGUGUCUGAUGGUGAGCUGAACGGCGCCGACCUGAAGGACUGCGUGAGCAACCAUAGCCUGAGCAGCAAUGCCAGCCUCCCCAGUGUGCAGAGCUGCCGGCGCCUGCGCGAGCGGAGGGUUGCCAGCUGGGCCGUGUCCUUCGAGCGGCUUCUGCAGGACCCGCUCGGAGUUCGCUACUUCUCCGACUUUCUAAGGAAGGAAUUCAGCGAAGAGAACAUUCUGUUCUGGCAGGCCUGUGACUAUUUUAACCAUGUUCCCGCACACGACAAAAAGGAGCUCUCCUACAGGGCCCGUGAGAUCUUCAGUAGGUUCCUGAGCAGCAAAGCGACCACGCCGGUCAACAUCGACAGCCAGGCCCAGCUGGCGGACGACAUCCUCAGCGCCCCCCACCCCGACAUGUUCAAGGAGCAGCAGCUCCAGAUCUUCAACCUGAUGAAGUUCGACAGCUACACGCGCUUCCUGAAAUCCCCGCUGUACCAAGAGUGCAUCCUGGCGGAGGUGGAGGGCCGCCCGCUGCCUGAUGCACACCAGGUCCCCAGCAGCCCCACCUCCAAGCACAGCGUCAGCUCUGACCACUCGAACACGUCCACACCCAAGAAGCUGAGUGGAAAAUCGAAAUCAGGGCGGUCCCUGAAUGAGGAGUUGGGGGACGAGGACAGCGAGAAGAAGCGGAAAGGCGCGUUCUUCUCUUGGUCGAGGACCAGGAGCACCGGGCGCUCCCAGAAGAAGAAGGACCACGGCGACCGUCCAAACGACCCCCUGCACGCCAACGGAGGCCUGGGCCGCCGGGAGUCACAGGGCUCCGUGUCCUCAGCCGGAAGCCUGGACCUGCCAGAGGCCUGCAGGACCCCGGCGCCCGAGCGCGACAAGGCGGCCAAGCACUGCAGCAUCCAGCUCCCUGACGGGACGGCCUGCGUGGUGACCGUCAGGGCGGGGCUGACCAUCAAGGAGGUCCUGGCCGGGCUCUGCGAGCGGCACGGCAUCAACGGGGCUGCGGUGGACCUCUUCCUGGUGGGCGGGGACAAGCCUCUGGUGCUGCAUCAGGACAGUAGCAUCUUGGAGUCUAGGGACCUGCGCCUAGAAAAACGCACUUUAUUUAGGCUGGAUCUGGUGCCGAUUAACCGGUCCGUGGGACUCAAGGCCAAGCCCAGCAAGCCCGUCACGGAGGUGCUGCGGCCUGUGGCGGCCAAGUACGGCCUGCGCCUGAGCGAGCUGGUGGCCCGGCUGAAUGGAGAGAAGGAGCCCCUGGACCUCGGAGCCCCCAUCUCGAGUCUGGACGGACAGCGGGUCGUCUUGGAAGAGAAGGACCCCUCCCGAGGGAAAGCGUCUGCAGAUAAACAGAAAAGUGCGCCCGGCAAACAGAGCGCCGCGGUAAACACCAGCUCCAGAAACCACUCGGCUACGGGAGAGGAAAGAACACUAGGCAAGUCUAAUUCUAUUAAAAUUAAAGGAGAAAAUGGGAAGAAUGCUAGGGAUCCCCGGCUUUCAAAGAGAGAAGAAUCUAUUGCAAAGAUUGGGAAAAAAAAAUAUCAGAAAAUUAAUUUGGACGAAGCAGAGGAGUUUUUUGAGCUCAUUUCCAAAGCUCAGAGCAGCCGAGCCGACGACCAGCGCGGGCUGCUGAGGAAGGAGGACCUGGUGCUGCCCGAGUUCCUGCGCCUGCCCCCCAGCCCCCCAGGGCUCGCCCUGUCCCCCGGGGCCGCCACCAAGGCCUUCGGCGUGGGACCCGCAGCGGGCCACGGCGAGGAGCGCGCUCCCCGGUCCCGAGAAAGCCCGGCCACCAGCCCGGGCUCCGCCGACAGCCCGCCCCUCUGCACCCCCGAGACCCCCAGCCCCCCGGCGCAGGACGUGGAGGCCGGGGGCGUCCAGACCGUGGAGGGCGAGCACGUGGCCGACCUGACGCUCACGGGGGAGGGGGACAUCGGCAGCCCCAACAGCGCGUUCCUGCCACCGCCCCCCACCCCGCGGGGCUCGGCCGCGCCUCCGAGACCAGGAGGUGGGGCCCGAGGCAGCCGGGCCCUCCCGGCCAACAUGAUCGUUGACGUGGACCGCGUGGCCGGCGCGGCCCCUGGGCCAGGCAGCCGCGCCCCAGGGGUGCGGACAGGCCCCCGGAGGUCACGGGCCAGCACGGCCCCCACAGCAGACCGCCCCGGCCCGGGUGGGCCCGUCAAGCCCAAGGCCAGCUCACACCACGCAACCUUCGUCUGAGGCUGCCGGCCGUCCCUCCCGACCCUGCGUCUUGGCCGCCUGCCUGGACACACACGUGGGGAACAAGCUCUCGAGGGGGCAGCCCGAGCCCGUCCCGAGGGCCUCCUCACCCACCCUCGGGGGCCCCGCCAGGAGAGGGCGGAGGGGCCUGGCCUCGGACACCCGCCAAGGUUGGCUCAGGGCUCCUCGGCCCCUGCUCCUGCUCGGCCUCCAGCCUUCCUGCAAUAAAGCAUCUUUGA
This is a messenger RNA of Hippopotamus amphibius kiboko, 4657 nucleotides long. RefSeq names its product regulator of G protein signaling 12 (gene RGS12). Gene Ontology annotation, molecular function: GTPase activator activity; protein binding. The transcript has 18 exons. The coding region runs from base 210 to 4418 and encodes 1402 amino acids. NCBI's taxonomy places the organism in Eukaryota, Metazoa, Chordata, Mammalia, Artiodactyla, Hippopotamidae. The record is from RefSeq and is a predicted model, not a curated record. Gene Ontology annotation, biological process: signal transduction.